AUGGGUCAUGCAAAUAUCUGGUAUUCUCACCCCCGUAGAUACGGCCAAGGAUCUCGUUCAUGUCGAGCCUGCUCUAACAGACAUGGACUUAUUCGGAAAUACGGCUUGAACAUAUGCAGACAGUGCUUUAGGGAAUAUGCUCAUGACAUCGGUUUCAAAAAGGUAAAAGUUCUUGUGAACUGCUUUACUUUUUGUUAUUGUUUUAAUUUUAAUAGUUACUAA
Messenger RNA from Parnassius mnemosyne (clouded apollo), 222 nucleotides. NCBI's taxonomy places the organism in Eukaryota, Metazoa, Arthropoda, Insecta, Lepidoptera, Papilionidae. The record is from the annotation of a GenBank genome assembly.